AUGAGAUUGUCUCCGGUUUUCCCACAUAUGCUGCUGUUCAUAUCAGUCCUGUCACUCUCCAGAGUACAAACAACAGCCGCAUUAUUCUACCCAUUCGGCUCAGCAGCAGGAGACACAAUAAAUGCUGCUGUUGAUGAUGGAAGCUCCCCAGUUAUUAAUCUUUUGAGUCCAUUUCUGUUUUUUGGCCGCACUUACUGGCAAAUUUAUGUUAAUAAUAAUGGACACCUCACAUUCAACCAGCCUUCAUCAGCAUAUGUUCCCUACUCAUUCCCCGCUAGAGGAAGCCAAGAUAUAAUUGCUGGUCUCUGGACUGACCUUGACAACCGUCAAAGAGGUGUAGUUUCAUAUCGUCAGUACACCAGUGGAAAUGUUCUCACACAUGCCACUCAGGAUAUAAACACACAUUUCCCAAAUUUGAACUUCACCGCUUCUUGGGUCUUUGUUGCAACGUGGGAUAAAGUUGCUUACUACAGUUUAACCAACACAGAAACAUCCUUUCAAGUGGUUUUAAUUUCAGACAGUAAUUUUUCAUUUAUUAUGAUGAAUUAUGGUGAAAUUGCUGUAACAACACAUCGGGUGCAGGCUGGUUAUGACACGAUAAACUCCACACACUACAUAGUGAUCAAUGGAUCAAACAGUGGCAGCUCCAUCUCAAACCUCAGGAACUCCAGCAAUGUCAGUGUUUCAGGACGAUGGGCCUUCAGGGUGGAUGGUGGACAACACAUCUCUGAAGUAAACCCCACAUUUUCAACCACCACAGUCUCAACAGCACCAGAAAUAUUCUACCCAUUUGGCUCAGCAGCAGGAGACAAAAGCAAUCCUGUUGAUGAUGAUGGAAGUUCGUCUGUUAUUCAUCUGUUGAGUCCAUUUCUGUUCUUUGGCCGCACAUACCAGCAGAUUUAUGUUAAUAACAAUGGACAUCUCACAUUUAACAAGCCUUCAUCACUAUAUACUCCUUACUCAUUUCCUGCUAAUAGAAGCCAAGAUAUAAUUGCUGGUCUCUGGACAAACCUUAACAACCGUAUGGGAGGUGUCAUUUCAUACCAGCAGUACACUAAUGGAAGUGUACUUACACGCGCUUCUCAGGAUAUAAACACACAUUUCCCAAAUCUGACUUUCAACGCUUCUUGGGUCUUUGUAGCAACUUGGGGAAAAGUCGCUUACUACAGCUUAAGCAGUACAGAAACAUCUUUUCAAGUGGUUUUAAUUUCAGAUGUUAAUUUUUCAUUUAUUCUGAUUAAUUAUGGUGACAUUGCUGUAACAGAACAUCAAGUGCAGGCUGGUUAUGACACAGUAAACUCCACAGACUACUUUGUGAUUCCUGGAUCAAACAAUGGGAGCUUCAUUUCAAACCUCAGGAACUCCAGUAAUGUCAACGAUACAGGCCGAUGGGCUUUCAGGGUGGACAGUGGACAACACAACAUCUCUAAAGACUACGUCAUUGGAGUUCAAGUGAAACUUUCCUCAUUUUCUGACCUAACAGAUGCUGGAAACAUUCAGAUCAUUUUACAGCGAAUAAAACAGGAGCUGGUCAAGUACGGUCUGCCUAACAGCGUUGAGCUGAAAUUAAGAAAAGUGCAAAGGAUAAAGCCGCAAUAUCAGUCUGAUUCAGGAAAAGAAAUAAAACAGUCCUGUAUCUUCAUAUAG
This is a messenger RNA of Sinocyclocheilus rhinocerous, 1647 nucleotides long. RefSeq lists its product as uncharacterized. The transcript has 13 exons. The record is from RefSeq and is a predicted model, not a curated record. The coding region runs from base 1 to 1647 and encodes 548 amino acids. Gene Ontology annotation, biological process: cell-matrix adhesion. NCBI's taxonomy places the organism in Eukaryota, Metazoa, Chordata, Actinopteri, Cypriniformes, Cyprinidae.